Fundulus heteroclitus (mummichog) is the source of this 817-nucleotide messenger RNA. It is a transcript of the gene iscua, whose product is annotated as iron-sulfur cluster assembly enzyme. The coding region runs from base 43 to 540 and encodes 165 amino acids. Gene Ontology annotation, molecular function: 2 iron, 2 sulfur cluster binding; ferrous iron binding. The transcript is spliced from 5 exons. NCBI's taxonomy places the organism in Eukaryota, Metazoa, Chordata, Actinopteri, Cyprinodontiformes, Fundulidae. Gene Ontology annotation, biological process: iron-sulfur cluster assembly; intracellular iron ion homeostasis. The record is from RefSeq and is a predicted model, not a curated record. Gene Ontology annotation, cellular component: mitochondrial matrix; cytoplasm.
CACUGGUCGCGUCCGCUAGCUCACUUCCGUUGGCAGUGGAAGAUGGCGGCGGUGCCUGUGCGAAAUUCUGCGUCUUUGCUGUCAACGUUCAGCAAACGGUUCUUCCGACCGGAGCUCAACGCGCUCUGCUCCUAUCACAAAAAGGUGGUGGACCAUUAUGAAAACCCGAGGAACGUGGGCUCUCUGGACAAGAACAAGAAGGACGUGGGGACCGGGCUGGUGGGUGCACCAGCCUGCGGGGAUGUUAUGAAACUGCAGAUCCAGGUGGACGGAAACGGCAAGAUAGUGGAUGCGAAGUUCAAGACGUUUGGCUGCGGAUCGGCCAUCGCGUCCAGCUCUCUGGCCACAGAGUGGGUGAAGGGGAAGUCGAUCGACGAGGCGCUCCAGAUUAAGAACACAGACAUCGCCAAAGAACUCAGCCUUCCUCCCGUCAAGCUUCACUGUUCCAUGCUCGCGGAAGACGCCAUAAAAGCAGCGCUGUCAGACUACAGACUAAAGCAGGAGGACAAGAAAAACCAAAGUGCCAACACCAGCAGUUAAGAAAGCUGUGUCACCAACCAUGACGAGACAUUUAUUGACAUCAGAACAACCGACAUCUUUCAGCCGGGCCGCGUGGAGAUGAGUGGUUCUGAGUGGUUCUGGGUCUCCAGGGAGCGUCGUUAAGGUUCUGCUGCCUCAAAGCUCAAAGCGUCUGUUCAUUCGUUUGGGUUCAAAUGAUCCGAAGCGCUGAUGAUUUAUUUUUCUGCUCUGCAGUGAUUGUUGUUGUUUUUUUUCUGCACAGAACAAGGAGAUGCUCAAUAAAGCAGAAGCAAACAGA